UCCGGAGAGUGAGCCAUCUGCAGCGAUCGGAGCACGCGUUGGAUCCAAACGGGCUGCAUAUGAGUCGUCAGAUCGAGAGGCUUUCUCGUCGGACGACGAGGUGGGGAGCCCCAAUAUGGCAAUGCGCACCACACCUCCUACGCAAUAUACUAUUACUGGAGAUGUGCGGCCGUUCCAGGUGGGAUGUAGUUAUGAGUCUAUGGACGCCUUGCGUGAAACAGUUCAGUUUGUCACCGUUGCGAAGGGUUUUCAGUACAAGCGGAGAAGAUUGCAUCGCACCCGUUUUCACGUCAUCUGCGAUAAUCCCGACUGCCCGUGGGAGCUGGAGGGUAGAGCAACACAUGUGAAUGGCCCGGCUGAGAUUGUUAGUCUCACCCCGCAUCACCCUAGUUGCAGAGCGCCGGUUCGGGAAGCAGCAGGCAAUGAACACGCAAAGGUGAAGUGGGUGGAGCUGAUGGUGCGGAAGAAAUUACAAGAGAAGAUCGAAACUACCGCGACUGAUUUAAUGAAAUGGUUUGCGGGAACGAUAAAAAACCCCUUCAGCUACAGCAAGUGCGUCAGCGCACGGGCGAGAGUGGUCGAGGAAUCGAAAGGCGCUCCGGAGGCCGGGUAUACUCAUUUGCACACGUACUGCAGGGUCGUGCAUGAGACCAACCCAGGGUCCAUCAUCGAACUGGAAUGUAAUGGCAAUGUGUUUGUCAACAUCUUUUUUGCAUUCAAUGCUUCGGUGAAUGGAUUUGCACACUUCAGGUCGUUGCUUGUGCUGGACGGGGCGCAUAUUAGGGGGAAGUACGAGUGCUGCCUUCUCGGUGCAAUUGCACGAGACGCGAACGCCCAAUGUUUCCCCGUUGCGUAUGCAGUUGUUGACGCAGAAAACAAGAAGAAUUGGGAAUGGUUUUUGGUUCUUCUGAAGUGUGUCUGUGAUGCCGCUCACGUGCCUCACGACAUGAUCACGAUAAUGUCCGACCGCGACAAAGGACUCAUUCCGGCGGUUAGCAAAGAAUUCGAUGAUGACCGCCACGCGUAUUGUGUCCGUCAAGUGAGCGAUAACUUGCUAAAGAGUUUGCGGGUCAACAAAGAGCAGGCAAAGAUGCUCCUUGAAGCAGCGCGAAACACCAGCGAGAUAGUGUUUGACUACUACAUGCAGCGCGUCGCGGACUUUUCGAAAGACAAGAACAUUGUGGAGAAGAUCUUCGAGAAAGCGGACAAGAGACAUUGGGGACAGCCUCAUUUCCCUUCUCCACGAUAUGAGAAGGUGACAUCGCAAGUUGCCGAGUCAAUGAACAACAGAUUCUUGAAGGCUCGGGGGAUGUCGCCGAUCCCACUUAUCGAGGAGUACCGAGGUUGGUUGCAGAGAUGGCACACAAAGAGAAGAGAUGCGGCGGACGCGCAGGUGGGGGAUCACCCUGAGGUCGUGGAAGACAUCCUCACCAUUACUUUGCAGUUGGCAAGGAAAUAUUCCAUUCGAAAAGUUGCACGAGAUGUGUAUGAAGUGUACUUGAACGAUUCACAAGGUCGGUGGCAGCCGUUGCGGGCGGAGUUUGAAGAAAGAAAAGUGGUGUGCAAUUGACGCUUUUGGAAGGACAUGCAUCGUCCGUGCGCUCACGCUGCAACUGCCAUCAUUUCGCGGCGAGA
Molecule: messenger RNA, 1635 nt
Organism: Chara braunii
Lineage: Eukaryota; Viridiplantae; Streptophyta; Charophyceae; Charales; Characeae
Source: the annotation of a GenBank genome assembly